CUCAGUUCCAGAUACUGACAUGAGCUUCUUCCUGCUCCUGUUAAGCUGAAACUAAAUGGUCAGAGCAGAAGGUAAACAAACAAGGACCGUGUGAUAAGCACACAGAGGUGUGUGAAAUCUGACUGUAAAGACCGAAGCAAUGCUGCCAUCUACAGGCCACAGUGAGCUGAGGUCUGAUCUGACCCAGGAUCAGUCCAGGUGUGGAGUGUGUGAGCAGGUCCUGAGGGACCCAGUCAUCACCACCUGUGGACACAGUGUCUGCAGGCAGUGCAUCGGCAGCUACUGGGAGCAGUCUCCAGACCAGCCUCGUCCUCUGUGUGAGAAGAGACCUCAGACCACCAGCAGCAGCAGCAUCAGCAUCCAACCAUCCACCCACACACACUCUCCUACUCAACACUCACUCACACAUCCUCCUCAGCACUCACACACAGCCAUGGAACCUCUUCCUCUCCACGAGGAUAAGACGACCGCAUCAAAACGCCCAUGGACACAGUCACCACUGCUGUACCCACAAACAUCCCCAGCACCGUAUUAUCAGAGUCCAGGAGUACAUACUGUAAGACAAAUACACAAAAACCUUGGUGGCUCAUUGAUGUAAGGGACAAGAUGCAUGCAGAACUCGCAGUUUGCCCAGGAAUACUUUAUUUUAGAUAGAUAGAUAAUAUAUGUGUUUAUCUAAUAUGACUAAAAUAUGAUAUGAGAUUUUUAAUAUGAACCUAAAAAUAUGUGUACCACACAUAGGCUUGUAUGUGAAUAAUGAUUGUGAAACUACCCAUUUUAGUUUGUUGUCUGUUGUUCUUGAUAUUGCCUGUAGGUGGCAGCAGUGUGUUAAACACCUCUCAAACCCGACAGA
Molecule: messenger RNA, 853 nt
Organism: Alosa sapidissima (American shad)
Lineage: Eukaryota; Metazoa; Chordata; Actinopteri; Clupeiformes; Clupeidae
Product: E3 ubiquitin-protein ligase TRIM39-like
Exons: 3
Coding region: 140-598 (152 amino acids)
Source: RefSeq, a predicted model, not a curated record